This is a messenger RNA of Pisolithus orientalis, 729 nucleotides long. RefSeq lists its product as uncharacterized. The record is from RefSeq and is a predicted model, not a curated record. NCBI's taxonomy places the organism in Eukaryota, Fungi, Basidiomycota, Agaricomycetes, Boletales, Pisolithaceae. The transcript has a single exon. The annotation marks the transcript as partial.
UACCCCAUCCCGACCCAUGAUCUUAAUGAUCUGGUCAGUGAGAAGGCUGCAUUCGAUAUUAGAAAUGCUGACCUUUGCUCUGGGAAAAUCUGGCUCGAUGCCUCUGCCGAUUCGAUCAUUGGAGUCAGAGCAUUCAAGACAGCCCAAAUUGCGCAACUCAACCUAUCACCUCUCAGGGACAUGGGUAUUGGGUCAUCUCCCAACGAUCGCAUUGUCCUCAAAAGACCAUAUAUCGAUGACCAUCCUGCGGAAGUCAAACCCCCAUUCACACAUUAUGCCCUACAAGACGAGUCCAACAUACUCUACCACAAAGCUAAUGCUUUGUACUGGGCCAAAGCACUCUUGCAGAUGACAUACCAAUUCAUUGAUUGUGCUGUCGAAGAUACCAAGGUACUGCCACCUUUCGAAAUUCCUCACCCACACUUUGUGGAUGCAGGAUUGUUACUUGUGUAUUCAGAUGUGCCAGUGGAAACAGAAAGGGGGUCUGGGAAGCUGUCCAAGCCCAGCAGUAUUGUGAAUGUCACAUACCUUGUUGAGGAACUCAUCCACACAUCCUCAGAUGAUGAGUUUGUGAAGUACAUCCACAAUGGCAAUGUGGCUCCUUGCUUCCUUCUGGAUACAAAGGCAGAAGAGAUCACAGACUUUUUGGCCUUCACUCAACAUGUACAGUACAUCAUGACUGGUGGUCAAGUAUACAUAUCUGACUAUCAAGGUAAGCUGUGGCGAUAG